This is a messenger RNA of Bursaphelenchus xylophilus (pine wood nematode), 1760 nucleotides long. The record is from the annotation of a GenBank genome assembly. NCBI's taxonomy places the organism in Eukaryota, Metazoa, Nematoda, Chromadorea, Rhabditida, Aphelenchoididae.
AUGUGCCGGCCAAGAGCGGUCCGCCCUGUGAGCCAGUCCUCGCUGAUCCACAACUGGAAAAGGACCGAGUUGGGCGAUGAAUCGAGCCAGAAGUCGUCUGAAUCCGUGAGAAACUCCGCCCUCGUGACCUCCUCUCUUCACGGUAUUGUGUUCGAAUGUCCGGAAGUGAAGACGGCCCGAGAGAUCUCACCUCAACGGCCAAGUCCGCGAAUUCGCAAGGUCCACAAGAAGAUCGUAAAGAGCUAUGCGGAAAAACAACAUCUGGAUAAGCUGGUCCCUUCGAUAUACGGUGGAGUCGUGAUGGGAGUAGGUGUUCUUGUGUACCUCUGUGCUCUUACAUCAGGUUGCGUAACAAGGAAAUGCUUAUUUUAUUAUGUUUUGUCGCGGUUGGAAGUCUAGAUUGCCCUUCGGAAGGGUAGGGAAAGAGAUUGGGAAUAUUUAUAAGAAGACUUCAUUCUCUCAUGCUAUCUUUGUUGUCUUACCCGGUAUUUAUGCGGACUAUUUACAAACUUCCUAUUCCAUCUUUUAAUAUUUAAUUUGUUUGUGUCAUGUCAUCAUGACUAAUCUCUUCAUGAAUAUGCAAAUUUAGUCGUAUUUUUUUGUCUUGUAUUUAUUGAUUUACAUGCGUUUUGGGCCAUUCGCGGGCGACCAAUUUUUUAUGGACAUUCCGGAUGUGAGUUCCAUUGUAAAAGUUAUUACUUCCAGAUCCCUGCCAUUCUCUGGAAAGCCCCCAGACAUUUCAGUCAAUCAUGGCUCUGUGGACGGAAGAAACCUUCUUCCGCAUGUACAAUCAUCUCCUUGAUCCUGGCUGAACAUAUCUACAGACAGAAGGUUCUGUUGCCAACAGUUGAAAAGAACUCCCGGAUGAUCAGCCUGGAUAUGAGAGAUGACGUGCAAGAUAAAGCAUUUGUAGGUUUCUUAUUUUACGAUAAUUAAUGUAUUAGGAAUGCCCGAAACGACUGUUGAAUGCCUUAUCUAAUGCUAUAAUCGAUGGGAAUCACAUCUACGAGCAGACUCACCAGACCCACAGUUCCAACAAACGCACCUUCACUAUCCCGGAGGCCAUUAAAGCUACAAACGACAUGUGGUUUGAGGUCGAAUACUCUUGUGGCAUUGGCCCGUUUCAUCAGAACGUCACAAGAUACUUGUCAGCAGCUUUAAAUAGGUAAUCAACAUAUAAACAAUACACUUUUUUAGCCCGUUGACCCGAGAUUUUGAAGAGAUGUUUUUCCUGUUGUUGAUCUUCGAAAGGAGUGUGUUAUUGGUGUACCAAAGGUUUAACAAUACCAUUGCCAUCAUCGAUUCCCACACUCAUUUCGAACGGGGUAUGUCACAACUAUGAAAAGAGGAAAUUACCUUGUUUUAGGUGCUCUGAUCGCUUGCACAAACGCCGAUAAACUCGCUGAAUUUGGGGUUUUACUAUCAAGAGCUUUCUUCCCCGAGGCCUUCUUACUCGAGCCCCAACUACAUGUAAAACUACUGUCUCCUUGAUUAAAAUAUUGUUGUAGUCAUUUGAGAUCUCCCUGGUUAGAUUCCAUGGAGAACUGACGUCCAAUGACUGUGCCAACUGUAUUCAGCCAUGCAUUGCACUGGAGAAGGGUGAAACCAUCUUCCCACCUUCGGUUAGAGCCAAGAAAUCAAAGACUAAAAUACGGCCAUACCAGCUUGUGAGAGAGCAUUUGAAUCUCCAUUACAGAACGAUCCGCGAAGUCGUUUCUCCCACACUGACCGUCCCUGACUUUGUUUCUACUGACUUCUGA